Grammomys surdaster is the source of this 361-nucleotide messenger RNA. RefSeq names its product kinesin-like protein KIF23. The annotation marks the transcript as partial. The record is from RefSeq and is a predicted model, not a curated record. Gene Ontology annotation, molecular function: ATP binding; microtubule binding; microtubule motor activity. Gene Ontology annotation, biological process: microtubule-based movement. Lineage: Eukaryota; Metazoa; Chordata; Mammalia; Rodentia; Muridae. The transcript has 3 exons.
ACGUUUAAGUCUAAUCAUAGGAACAGCAUGGAGAUACAGCCUGAAGUUUGAUGCCUUGUUGGAACGGCAGAAAAGAGAAGCCAUGCCCAUUCCAAAGAGCCACUCUAGCAAGCGACAAGCAGAUUCAGAGUUUGCACAUAUGAUAGACAUACAAGAAUUCUGCAAAGCAGAAGAAGUUGAUGAGGACAGUGUCUAUGGUGUACUCAUCUCUUUCAUUGAAAUCUAUAAUGAUUACAUAUAUGAUAUGCUGGAAGAAGAACAGUUUGAUCCCAUAAAGCCCAAACUCCCACAAUCAAAGAUGCUCCGAGAAAAGAACCACAAUACUUACGUUGCAGGAUGUACAGAAGUAGAAGUGCAACCC